AUGGAGCUCUGUGACUCGGACAUGAAGAAGCUGAUCAAGACAGAUGUCCUUCUCACACCCCUCCACAUCAACACGUUGCUCUACAACUUGCUUGUCGGAUUGAGGUACCUGCACUCCGCGGGUAUCUGGCACAGGGAUCUGAAGCCAGCCAAUUGCUUGGUGAACCAGGAUUGCUCGGUCAAAAUAUGUGACUUCGGGCUCUCCAGAGCAGUUUCAUCGGUACAGCAUGCUCCGUUGCCCAACACGCCUCGCGGCGAGGAAGAAAGCAACGAGGUCGCUGGACCUGUGGUCCCCCACACAGCAAAAGCCAAAAGGACCAUGACUAGGCACGUGGUCACUCGCUGGUACCGGGCCCCUGAGCUGAUCCUCUUGCAGGAUACCUACAACGAGCAAAUCGACAUGUGGUCCGUGGGGUGCAUCUAUGCAGAGCUCCUGCAAAUGCUGGAGGGUACCCACACUGAGGAUCGCGGACCUUUGUUUCCUGGUUCGAGCUGCUACCCACUUUCGCCGGACAGAAAGCAUCGAAAGGAUCCCAGGUUCCAUACGCGUGGCAGUACGGACCAGCUGAACGUUAUCUUCGACCUGCUUGGCACUCCCUCUGAGGCUGAGAUUGCCCAACUCCAGACGGAGGAGGCCAAGCAGCAUAUCCGGGCGCUAGCGCGGCGCGAGCGAAAAGGGGUGCGAAGUCGCUUCCCAGACGCACCCGAGGACUCUGUGGACUUGCUGGAGAAGAUGCUCAAGUUCACACCGCGGGAAAGGGUCAAUGUGGACCGAGCCCUCGACCACGACCUGUUCAAAAAUAUUCGGGACAGAUCGGUUGAGCUGGUGGCGCCUGCACCUGUCACCCUUGAGUUUGACAAAGAGCCAGAUCUUGGCGAAACAGCGCUUCGAAAAGGCUUUGCGGAAGAAAUCGCAAAGUUCCACAAGACUACCAGCGAGCAGCAAUGCCACAUCCUUUGA
Messenger RNA from Symbiodinium necroappetens, 960 nucleotides. The record is from the annotation of a GenBank genome assembly. NCBI's taxonomy places the organism in Eukaryota, Dinophyceae, Suessiales, Symbiodiniaceae.